AUGGAACUGCCCCCCCCCUACCUCAAGGAACUCCUCACCCCUCAUACUUCCUUGCGGACCUCCCGCUCCAGCAAAACCAACCUCCUCAAACCCCCCAGGACCAAGCUCCGUACUAUGGGAGACUGGGCUUUCUGCUCGGCUGCCCCCAGUCUGUGGAACGCUCUCCCCGAGCACAUGAGAGCACCACAGACCGUGGAGGCCUUUAAAAAAGAGCUGACAUUUGCGUGGAUCUUCAAUGAAUACCCGUACUUUGUCCAGCAAGACAGCAGGCGAUUCAUCUCUCAAGAGACCGGGAGUCUGUACAUCGCUAAAGUGGAGACCUCAGAUGUUGGCAAUUACACCUGUGUGGUUAACAACACCGUCUCGAAGGAGAAGGUGCUCAGCUCUCCAACACCACUGGUCCUCAGAAGUGAUGGAGUAAUGGGCGAAUAUGAACCCAAAAUAGAAGUUCAUUUCCCUGAUUCGGUUCCAGCUGCGAAGGAAUCGGUGGUGAAACUAGAAUGCUUCGCUCUGGGAAACCCUGUCCCAGAAAUAAGCUGGAGGAGAACCAGCGGCAUCCCUUUCCCCAGCAAAGUGAAAAUGAAGAAUUCAAACGCCGUCCUUGAAAUCCCCAAUUUACAGCAGGAAGACGCUGGGACGUACGAAUGUAUGGCAGAGAAUCGGCGAGGCAAAAACGCUGCACGGGGUCGGAUCUCAUUCCAUGCUAAACCUCACUGGCUCCAGACAAUGACGGACACAGCUCUGUCCAUCAAAGAAAACCUCUUUUGGGAGUGCAAGGCAAAUGGAAAGCCCAAACCGUCCUACAGCUGGCUGAAGAAUGGGGAGCAAGUGAUGGCUGAGGUAUGGAGAUAUGAGACUAUUAUACAAAUUGGUGCUGACAUCAGUGACGGUUUCAUCCGUCUGAGCGCCAUCAGCAAGUCAAACCCAUCGCAGCACACGCCUCUGUCCGGCAACGUCAGUCUUCCCUGGAGCUUGCCUGAGGAAGUCAACGGGAACAUGCUGACGGCCACGGUGUCCGGUCUGAACGCCUGGGUGGAGUAUGAGUUCAGGGUAGUGACUCGCAAUACCGUGGGCCUCGGAGAGCCUAGUCCAGCCUCGGCCAUGACCAGGACAGAGGAUACCAUUCCUGAUACAGCUCCCACUGACGUCGGAGGUGGAGGCGGCACAAAGUCUGAAUUAGUGAUAACAUGGGAGCCUGUUCCCGAGGAGCUGCAGAACGGAGAGGGCUUUGGGUACAUCAUCGCCUUCAGACCCGUGGGCACAGUCACGUGGACCCGGGCGCUGAUCUCCACUCCCGGCGUGUAUCGUUACGACUUCCGCAACGACACCAUCCCAGCGUUCUCGCCAUUUGACGUGAAAGUGGGGGCGUUCAACAACCGAGGGGAGGGGCCCUUCAGCUCUAUCGCCACCGUGUUCUCGGCAGAGGAAGUCCCCGGUGUGUCUCCUAAGAGGGUAAGGACCAGGAUUGUGUCUGCGGUGCAAAUUGAAGUGAUCUGGGAAGCACUUCCUGCGAUAUCGGAAAGAGUGCUCGGAUAUGAGGUCAUGUACUGGGAAGACGACACCAAGCCUGACACUAUUGGCAAAGUGCGCAUAUCUGGAAACUACACGCUGGUUAACAUUACGGGGCUGAAAGGAAACACAGUCUACUACCUCUGUGUGGCUGCAUUCAAUACGGGCGGCCCUGGCCCACAGUCUGCAUCCAUCAACACCACCACAAAGAAACCACCUCCAGAUCGGGCUCCACUCAACAUACAAUGGACCAUGAUUGGCUCCACACUUACGAUGCACUGGGAUCCUGUCGUUGCUUUUGAGACAGAGUCAAAGGUCACUGGAUACUUGGUCGUGCUGAAAAGACAUCGCAACAAUGACAUCAGCACUAUCUCCACCAACAAGACCACCGUGGAGCUCAGCCUCUCAUCCUAUGACAACUAUCUCAUUCAGAUCAAGACCAUGAGUGAGGGCGGUGAAGGUGUGGGCAGCGAACCUAUCCACAUCCAUAAAUUAAGUGAGUUGACUGAUGUGUUCCUCUAUUUCACAUCAUUUCCCUUUUGA
Molecule: messenger RNA, 2052 nt
Organism: Notothenia coriiceps (black rockcod)
Lineage: Eukaryota; Metazoa; Chordata; Actinopteri; Perciformes; Nototheniidae
Product: contactin-4-like
Exons: 13
Coding region: 1-2052 (683 amino acids)
Biological process (GO): brain development; cell-cell adhesion; axon guidance
Cellular component (GO): axon; plasma membrane
Molecular function (GO): cell-cell adhesion mediator activity
Source: RefSeq, a predicted model, not a curated record